AUGAUGGCACACGGCUCCUACCCCACCGAGCGUAAUCUCAUCACAGCCGCGCAGUUCCUUCACCACGAGCUCCCCGUGCGACUGGCUCAUCGCGUCACGGAACUCGAAAAUCUCCCAUACGGCUUGUCGGAUAAAGCUCCCAUUCUCAAGGUGCGAGACUGGUAUGUGGACUCGUUCAAGGAAAUCCACCAGUUCCCUUCCGCACUCCCUGACCCUCGUUGCCCUCUUCUCAUGCUCAUUCUCUCACCCUCUCUGUCCGCUCAGGUGCGGGACUGGUACGUGGACUCGUUCAAGGACAUCUCCCAGUUCCCGUCCAUUGAGAAUGCCAGAGAAGAGAUGCGCUUCACGGAGCUGCUAGACCAGGUGAGGAUGCGGCACAACAACGUGAUGCCGACGGUGGCGAUGGGAGUGAGCGAGCUCAAGAGGGACAUGGUUGAGGGCAGCUCGAGUCAGGGGCUCGACAGCAUGCCCGAGAUCCACCAGUUCCUGGAUCGCUUCUACAUGUCACGGAUAGGCAUUCGUAUGCUCAUUGGCCAACAAAUUGCGCUCCAUAAACCGUCGCCGCCGCCACACUAUAUAGGUCUGAUCUGCACCAAGGUGUCGCCGGUGGAGGUGGCACGGAACGCAGUGGAUGAUGCGCGGUCAGCAUGCAUGCGCACAUACGGAUCUGCCCCCGACGUGCACAUAUAUGGCGACCCCGACCUCAGAUUCGCGUACGUGCCGGCCCAUCUGCACCAGAUGCUGUUUGAGCUCGUGAAGAACUCGCUGCGUGCCGUGCAAGAGCGGUUCGCCGAUGCCGACCAUGACCCGCCGCCCAUCCGCCUCAUCGUGGCUGACGGCAUGGAGGAUGUCACCAUCAAGAUCUCGGAUGAGGGUGGGGGAAUUCCGCGCAGUGGGCUGCCCAAGAUCUGGACGUACCUCUACACCACGGCCCACUCGCCCAUCGCUGCUGCCAACCAGCUGCACGAGAUGCCCACCGUCAUGGCGGGGUACGGGUAUGGGCUGCCCAUCAGUCGGCUGUAUGCGCGCUACUUUGGCGGCGACCUGCAGGUGGUGUCCAUGGAGGGCUAUGGCACUGACGUCUAUCUGCACCUCAACCGCCUUAGAAAUGUGCAGGAGCCUCUGCCCUAG
Closterium sp. Naga37s-1 is the source of this 1131-nucleotide messenger RNA. The record is from the annotation of a GenBank genome assembly. Lineage: Eukaryota; Viridiplantae; Streptophyta; Zygnematophyceae; Desmidiales; Closteriaceae.